CUCGACGGUGCGAUCGCGGAGCGGCCUCAGCACAUGAUCAUGCGCGUCGCGCUGGGCAUCCACGGCGAUGACCUGGCGGGCGCGCUGGAGACCUAUGAGAUGAUGUCGCAGAAGAUGUUCACGCACGCGACGCCGACGCUCUUCAACGCCGGCACGCCGCGGCCGCAGCUGUCGUCGUGCUUCCUGUUGGCCAUGAAGGAGGACUCCAUCGAGGGCAUCUACGACACGCUCAAGCGCUGCGCGGCCAUCUCCAAGUACGCGGGCGGCAUCGGCCUGUCGGUCCACAAUAUCCGUGCGACGGACUCCUACAUUUGCGGGUCCAACGGCACGUCGAACGGCAUCGUGCCCAUGCUCCGCGUCUACAACGAUACGGCGCGCUACGUGGACCAGGGCGGCGGCAGGCGCAAGGGCUCCUUCGCCAUCUACCUCGAGCCCUGGCACGCGGACAUCGAGACGUGGCUCGACCUCAAGAAGAACCACGGCAACGAGCUCGAGCGAGCGCGCGAUCUCUUCUACGGCCUCUGGAUCCCGGACCUGUUCAUGAAGCGCGUCGAGGCUAACGGGUUCUGGUCCCUCAUGUGCCCCAACGAGUGCCCGGGCCUCGCGGACUGCCACGGCGCCGAGUUCGAGGCCCUCUACGAGCGCUACGAGGCCGAGGGCCGCGCGCGCAAGGCCAUCCCCGCGCAGCAGCUCUGGUUCGCCAUCCUCGACAGCCAGGUCGAGACGGGCACGCCUUACAUGCUCUACAAGGACGCCUGCAACGACAAGUCGAACCAGAAGCAUUUGGGCACGAUCAAGUCGUCGAACCUGUGCACCGAGAUUGUCGAGUACACGGCCUCCGACGAGAUCGCGGUUUGCACCCUGGCGUCCAUCAACCUCACGGCCCACGUCGAUGGCGCCGGCGACGCCGCGACAUUCGAUUUCGCCAAGCUCCGGCGCACGGCCUACGUCGUGACGAAAAACCUCAACAAGGUUGUCGACGUCAAUUACUAUCCGGUGGAGGAGGCCAAGUCGUCGAACCUGAAGCAC
Molecule: messenger RNA, 1029 nt
Organism: Aureococcus anophagefferens
Lineage: Eukaryota; Pelagophyceae; Pelagomonadales; Pelagomonadaceae
Gene: RRL3
Exons: 1
Biological process (GO): DNA replication; deoxyribonucleotide biosynthetic process
Cellular component (GO): ribonucleoside-diphosphate reductase complex
Molecular function (GO): ATP binding; ribonucleoside-diphosphate reductase activity, thioredoxin disulfide as acceptor
Source: RefSeq, a predicted model, not a curated record